GAAGUCUUUAUUUGCAGAACUGAGGGAGGUUUAACUACCUUGAUUGAGAAAAUAAAUUUUUAAAUACUGUAUCAUUACCCUUCAAGAGUACUGGCUCGGGCAUUUCCAAACCACAACUGCAUUAUUGUGUCCUAUUUGUAAUAUCUCAAUCAAAGAAUUGAACUUCAUUUUAUGCAUAUUCUUGUUGGGAAGUUGUAUUCUUGCUUCUUCAGAUUGUGAAGUUUUGCUCGUGAUCUACGAAAUUUGAGGCCGAUCCAUAAGUUGAUCAAGUUGUUGUUCUAAAGUCAAGGUUGUUCAGCAAUUAAAGCAUGGCUGAGAACAGUGAAUUACAACCAGCCCAAAGCAACCCAAAGAUACCAUUCUUUGUUUUCUUUAAAGAUGCAAGAAAUGUUUUCAAGAUGGACUCACUUGGUCGGGAGAUACUACAGAUUGCGUUUCCUGCUGCACUAGCUUUAGCUGCUGACCCAGUUGCUUCUCUCAUUGACACGGCAUUCAUUGGUCAUUUAGGACCUGUGGAGCUAGCUGCUGUAGGAGUUUCUAUUGCCAUAUUCAAUCAAGCUUCAAGGGUGACCGUAUUCCCACUGGUCAGUAUAACAACUUCUUUUGUUGCUGAGGAUGACACCAUUGCUAGAAUUAAUGAUAAAGCACCGCAAGUUGAGAACUUUGAGAAGGGUUCGGUUAAGUCUGUUGAGAUGAAAGAGGUGAUGCCUGUCAUGCUGGAAAAGUUGGAAGAAGGUGCAGCUACAAGCAGUGAAACAAAAGACUCAAUGCCAGAGGAUGAUUCAAAGGUGGUUAUGUGCAAGUCUCCAUCUGUUAUCGAUAACAAAACUAGCAAGCUUAAAUCCAGUAAGAAGCGACAUAUACCCUCUGCAUCCACAGCACUUGUUAUUGGUGGAAUUCUUGGUCUGUUGCAAGCAAUUUUCCUUAUAUUUGGGGCAAAAACUCUCUUAUCCCUCAUGGGUGUAAAAUCUGGUUCUCCUAUGCUAACCCCUGCACAGAAGUACUUGACAUUAAGAUCACUCGGAGCUCCUGCAGUUCUCCUCUCUUUGGCCAUGCAAGGGGUCUUUCGAGGGUUUAAGGAUACAAAAACUCCUUUAUACGCCACUGUUGCUGGAGAUCUAGCAAAUAUCAUUCUGGAUCCAAUAUUUAUCUUUGUUUGUCGCUUGGGUGUCAGUGGUGCAGCCAUUGCACAUGUUCUUUCUCAGUACUUGAUUUCGUUGAUCCUCUUGUUGAGGUUGAUGAAAGAUGUUGACCUCUUACCUCCUAGCAUGAAGGAAUUGCAGUUUGGUCGGUUUCUCAAAAAUGGUGUACUGUUGUUAGUAAGAGUAAUAGCUGUGACAAUCUGUGUGACCUUGGCAGCAUCAAUGGCUGCAAGGCUUGGUUCAACACCUAUGGCUGCUUUCCAGAUUUGCUUGCAGGUCUGGUUGACAUCAUCACUUCUGGCUGAUGGUUUGGCUGUUGCUGGACAGGCAAUUUUGGCCAGUGCAUUUGCUGAGAAGGACUAUGAAAAGGUGACAGCUGUUGCCUCCCGUGUGUUACAGAUGAGUUUUGUUCUGGGUAUAGGGCUUGCUCUCUUUGUCGGAGUUGGUUUACACUUUGGAGGCGGAAUCUUUUCCAAAGACGUUAAUGUUCUGCAUCUUAUAGGCAUAGGCAUCCCGUUUGUCGCAGCUACACAACCACUCAAUUCAAUAGCUUUUGUCUUUGAUGGAGUGAAUUUUGGAGCUUCUGACUAUAUAUAUUCUGCAUACUCCAUGGUUCUUGUGGCCAUAGCGAGCAUUGCAUCUUUAUUUGUUCUCUCUAAAAGCGACGGAUUUGUUGGAAUCUGGAUUGCUUUGACUAUCUAUAUGGGACUGCGUACAUUUGUUGGGGUGUGGAGGAUGGGAACUGGAACUGGACCUUGGCGCUUUCUUAGAGGUCGAUUUUUGUCAGAGAAUGUGUAACUUGAAGAAUUUCUGUACCAUAGUGAUAAAAACUCUGCUACCACUAGUGCCAUAUCUUUUUGGCUUUGGAUGUGAUAUUUGAUACCCUAUUAAAUAAUACUUUCUUUAAGGUCUCUUCAUAUGUUUGAUGGAUGUACUAAUGAUAUGCUAGUAGUUGCUUUCGUAUGUUUUUGGUUUAAUU
Tripterygium wilfordii is the source of this 2121-nucleotide messenger RNA. Its product is annotated as protein DETOXIFICATION 43. Gene Ontology annotation, molecular function: xenobiotic transmembrane transporter activity; citrate transmembrane transporter activity; antiporter activity. The coding region runs from base 309 to 1940 and encodes 543 amino acids. The record is from RefSeq and is a predicted model, not a curated record. The transcript has 14 exons. Gene Ontology annotation, biological process: transmembrane transport. Gene Ontology annotation, cellular component: membrane. NCBI's taxonomy places the organism in Eukaryota, Viridiplantae, Streptophyta, Magnoliopsida, Celastrales, Celastraceae.